Messenger RNA from Sclerotinia sclerotiorum 1980 UF-70, 744 nucleotides. RefSeq lists its product as hypothetical. The record is from RefSeq and is a predicted model, not a curated record. NCBI's taxonomy places the organism in Eukaryota, Fungi, Ascomycota, Leotiomycetes, Helotiales, Sclerotiniaceae. The transcript has 3 exons. The coding region runs from base 1 to 744 and encodes 247 amino acids.
AUGGCUCCAAUCAACUUCGGUAUUCUUAUGAUUCCUUAUCAAACUGUUGAUGUAGCCAUGCCCUUGGAUGUUUUGGGCUCUUGUUCCAAAGCAAUGAUGGAAGCUUGCCAAUCUCUUGACACACCAGGGAUUGAUCGCUUGAUCGACCACGCAAUUGAUAUAAGUUUCUUUCAUAUCAAUGAAACCAUGGAACCUGUCGAAACCUCCGCUGGAUUCAAGAUGGUGCCUACAACCACCUUGACAGAUUGCCCACCACUCGAUUACCUCAUUAUCGGUGGUCCAAUACCAACUUAUCGUCUUCCCGAGUCUUUCAAGAGCUUCAUCCGUGCCCAUGUCGAAGCAGGAAAAGGCCUUUUCACGACUUGCAUUGGUGCAAUAACUGUUGCGCAAACGGGGAUCCUCGAUGGAAAGAAAGCAACGGUCAAUCAUUGCUUCUUUGAAUUUGCUAAGAAACAUUUUCCCAGUGUUAAUUGGACUAUUGAUGCUCAAUGGGUUAUUGAUGGAAAUAUUUGGACUGCAGGUGGUGCUUGUGCAGGUAUGGAUAUGAUGGCUAGCUGGGUCAUUGAUAGGUGUGGUAUGGACCUUGCAAAAUUUGCUUUUGAGAAUUUGGACUAUGAACCUAGGAAUGUGAGAGGAGAUAGAGUCCUUCCUCAGCAACAUCAUCACAUUUUGGACUAUGAACCUAUGGAUGUGAGAGGAGGAAGAGUUCUUCCUCAGCAACAUCAUCAAGCCGUGGAAAUUUAA